Cuscuta campestris is the source of this 2400-nucleotide messenger RNA. Lineage: Eukaryota; Viridiplantae; Streptophyta; Magnoliopsida; Solanales; Convolvulaceae. The record is from the annotation of a GenBank genome assembly.
AAUAACUUUAUUCAUCAUAAAUGAAAUUCCAAACAUAAUUGUAGUAAAUACGGAGUGUUUAAUGCGGAAGCGAUUUUUAAACAUGAUUCAUAAUAACAUAAUCAUUUAUUUUCUCAAUAAAUCCACCACGACUGUCUCGCCCCUUCCGCUGCCAAGAACAUGCCAUUCACUCAUUCUGUCUACCUGCGUGUAGCAAAUAAAACAUACUACACGCUCAGCGAUGAAGCUGAGUGUUUUUAAAUAAAGUAUGAAUAAAAGACUAAUCCCAAUUCCAAUUUUUUUUAAAUUUUUUUUUUCGGUGUGUUAAAAACCAAACCCUUCCCAAGCAAAAGGUUGCACUGAAGCCCAGCGCACGUAGUAGAGAAGGGAGCAAAGCAAAGGAAGCCGCUCAGAAAUCGGAACCCUAUUCCGAGUUCAUCCUUCAACAAUCGUCGGGAGACUCGACCCUCGAUCAAAUCCGAAGAAUGCACGCUCCCGUUCUUGUUCUCAAGGAUUCCAUAAAGCGUGAGCAAGGACACAAGGUGCACUAUGGCAACAUACAAGCAUCGAAGGCUGUUGCUGACAUCAUACGUACCACUUUGGGUCCACGAUCAAUGUUGAAAAUGCUGCUUGAUGCUGCCGGAGGAAUAGUCGUGACUAAUGAUGGAAAUGCCAUUCUACGUGAGUUAGAUCUUGCACAUCCUGCAGCUAAGUCCAUGAUUGAACUAAGUCGCACUCAAGAUGAAGAAGUGGGGGAUGGAACAACAUCUGUCAUAGUUCUUGCCGGUGAGAUGCUUCAUGUGGCGGAGGCAUUCAUCAACAAGAACUACCACCCAACUGUCAUAUGUCGAGCAUAUAAUAAAGCCCUAGAAGAUGCUAUUGCUGUGCUGGACAAAAUUUCAAUAACCAUUGAUGUCAAGGAUCGUGCAGCUAUGUUGGGUCUCGUGAAAAGCUGUAUUGGUACAAAAUUCACUAGUCAGUUUGGAGAUCUAAUUGCGGAUUUGGCAAUUGAUGCCACGGAAACGGUUGGGGUUGAAAUUGGCCAAGGGUUGCGUGAAGUGGAUAUUAAAAAGUACAUUAAGGUUGAGAAGGUUCCCGGCGGUCAGUUGGAGGAUUCAAAAGUGCUCAAAGGAGUUAUGUUCAACAAAGAUAUUGUUGCUCCAGGAAAAAUGAGAAGAAAGAUUGUAAAUCCUCGCAUUAUUCUCCUUGAUUGUCCCCUGGAGUACAAAAAGGGCGAGAACCAAACCAAUGCAGAGUUGCUUAGAGAUGAAGAUUGGAGCAUUCUCUUGAAAAUGGAAGAGGAGUACAUUGAAAACAUGUGUGCUCAAAUUCUUAAGUUUAGACCAGACGUGGUCAUUACUGAAAAGGGGUUGAGUGACCUGGCGUGUCAUUUUCUGAGCAAAGCUGGUGUUUCUGCAAUUAGAAGGCUAAGGAAGACAGACAAUAAUAGAAUUGCUAAGGCUAGUGGAGCAGUUAUUGUUAACAGACCUGAUGAGUUGCAGGAAUCUGACGUUGGUACAGGGGCUGGACUUUUUGAGGUGAAGAAAAUUGGUGAUGAAUUCUUCACUUUUAUUGUUGAUUGCAAAGACCCAAAAGCGUGUACUGUACUUUUGAGAGGUGCCAGCAAAGAUUUGCUGAAUGAAGUGGAAAGAAAUUUACAGGAUGCUAUGUCUGUAUCCAGAAACAUCAUCAAGAACCCAAAGCUAGUGCCUGGGGGUGGUGCAACAGAGUUAACUGUAUCUGCUAUGUUGAAGCAGAAGAGCUCAUCCAUUGAGGGUAUUGAGAAGUGGCCAUAUGAAGCUGCUGCAGUUGCUUUUGAGGCCAUACCACGAACAUUGGCCCAAAACUGUGGGGUCAAUGUGAUUAGGACGAUGACUGCGCUGCAAGGGAAGCAUGCAAAUGGUGAGAAUGCAUGGAUUGGAAUAGAUGGGAAUACUGGGGAGGUUGCUGAUAUGAAAGAGAGGAAGAUUUGGGAUUCAUACACGGUUAAAGCACAGGCUUUUAAGACUGCAAUUGAAGCCGCUUGCAUGCUUCUAAGGAUUGAUGAUAUUGUAAGCGGUAUCAAGAAAAAGCAAGCCCCAGGUGCAAGCCAGGCUCCAUCAAAGCCAACGGUCGAGGGAGAAGGUGAUGCUGACAACGACCAGUUGAUUCCUGAGUGAUGAUGUCACAUGGAUAGGUUUGUUCAUGCAUCGGGAUGCAAUUUUCAAUUUAAUCAGCCCCCCUGGCCUUGGGUUUCUCUACUUUUACUGUGGUCGUUGUCUGUAAGAACUAGGAAAUUCUGUUAAAUGCUGAGAAUGGGAGCCGGACAUGCCCCUCCCAUAUUCCCUGAGCUUUGAAUGAUCUUUUUGGGGUUUGUGUGAAUUCAUGUUGUUCUUCUAAGUGUGUUUUUUAUUUAUUUAAUGAUAAAGAACAUGAUAUUCC